AUGUCUCAACCAUCAGAACCACCGCCACUCUACAUCGGAUGCCUCAUUUCCCUCCAUGAGCAGCAAGCAGCCCUCAAACUCAUCGCCGACAGCGUCGCCCAACAACGCCAAACCGCCUCACGCGCGCUAAUCUUCAACCCCAUCCUCCUCUCUUUCCUCGCGGCGUGCCUCGCAGCCGCUCACUACAGCUCCAGUGACAUAGGCAACAUGCUGAUCAUCUAUCCCGGCAUCGUCCUCACUUAUCUCGUCGCGGUUCGCUACUUCACCAGUGCGUAUAUUCGCAUUGCGGAGGAGACCAAGUGGGCGAAAUGGGCGAAGAAUGACAUUCUCAUCGGAGCGCGGUUUGGGGAGGACAUCGUUGGGGCGGUGGUUAUGAGGUUGCAGAGGAAGUUGGAGACUGAAUAUGUGGAGGAUAGCACUGGAUGGGAGACUGGGGAGGCGUUUAUGAAAAUGCCCCCGAGGGCGAUUAUCAGGGGAUGGACAACUAAGACAAGGUAUCGGGGGAGGGGACUUGGGGGUGAUAUGCUGGGCAAGAGUGUCGAGAUCGCAAAGGAGAGGAUGGGGAGGAAUUGUCGAGUUGAUUUUGCGAAGGAUCAUGCGAAUAGCCAUAUGCCUUUGUACACAAUCUUCAACGGACCUUUCCUGGAGAGGGAAGCAAAGGCGAAGAGGGCACUUGGAGCUAAGUUGAAGGACUGGGAGAAGAAAAAUCCUUGGCGGUAG
Messenger RNA from Fusarium coffeatum, 720 nucleotides. RefSeq lists its product as uncharacterized. Bases 1 to 720 code for a protein of 239 amino acids. The transcript has a single exon. The record is from RefSeq and is a predicted model, not a curated record. Gene Ontology annotation, molecular function: acyltransferase activity, transferring groups other than amino-acyl groups. NCBI's taxonomy places the organism in Eukaryota, Fungi, Ascomycota, Sordariomycetes, Hypocreales, Nectriaceae.